Messenger RNA from Ostertagia ostertagi, 564 nucleotides. The record is from the annotation of a GenBank genome assembly. Lineage: Eukaryota; Metazoa; Nematoda; Chromadorea; Rhabditida; Trichostrongylidae.
AUGCUGUUCCUUAAAAAGCAGUGGCAAUGCUUUUCAUCUCCAAUAUUCCAGGUACAACCUACGGGGCAUGAGAACAGUGGAUUUGGAAUAGUGUGUGACCGGUAUUCUGCGAUCACUCCGUGUACGAUAGUGUCAUCUAGUCUGUGUGCGUGUGCGUGGUGUGCUGCCUCCAGGAUAAAGGAGUUGGUCUCCUAUAAGAAGAUUCGAGCGCGUAUAGAGAAAGCUAAUUGUUUUGAACAGCCCGGAGGAAAUCAAUCGCGUGACAAAAGGUGUUGCCCCAAUCAGUUCACUAUGGGCGAGUAUGGAGCGUCGCUGGAGGAGCUUCGCGCCCUCAUGGAGUACAGGGGUGCAGAAGCCAAGGAGAAGAUCGACGCCGAUUACGGUGGGAUCACAGGAUUAUGUGAACGGCUAAAAACUGAUCCGAACAAUGGUAUCCCAAAUACGACCACUGAGUUGGAACGACGACGAGCAGUAUUCGGCGCCAACGAAAUUCCACCUCAUCCGCCUAAGUGCUUUCUCCAAUUGGUGUGGGAAGCAUUGCAGGUUCGGAAAUUAUUCGUUUAG